GUAGAUCCUGACGAGAUCCUCACUAAUGGACAUGCAGGAAUGCUUAAUGAUACUCACCGUCACAAGGCGUACAGAUCAGCAAUCCAAACUGCUAUAAAGAAGAUCCACAGUAGGGGUGAAGCUGUGUGUAUGUUGGAUAUCGGGACAGGGACUGGUUUACUGGCUUUAUACGCUGCUGAAGCUGGUGCUGAUUUUAUUGUGGCCUGUGAGAGCAAUAAGACCAUGGCUAACAUAGCGAAAGGUGUUAUAAAGGACAAUGAAAACAUGUAUAAGAAAACCUGCAAAAUUGUUGUUGAGAUUAUGUCGUCAUGUGAUUUAGAUAAGUUUAAUAGCGGUUACAGAAACAGUUUUAACCUCAUUGUUAGCGAGGUUUAUGACAGUGAGCUUAUAGGAGAGGGUUGUUUGCUCACUUACAAACACGCUCUCUCUCAACUAGCAUCUGGAAACUGUAUCUUCAUCCCAUCCAGAGCAACAUUGUUUGCUCAGCCAGUGUUCUCAGCCAGUCUUGACAGUUACUGCUCGUUACCAUCGAGUAAGGAAUCUCAACAGAGAACUAAUAUUUCUUUUGACGUACCCUGGGAGGUCCACGUUGACAAGAUAUCAGACCUCAAGUCAGGUGCUCCAGUGGAAUUGUGGCAGUGGGAAUUUAACCUAGCAUCUGUGGAAUGUUGGACAGGUGCCAGGAAUAUCAGCAUCACAAAUAAGGAACUUUGUAACGGUAUAGUGGUCUGGUGGAGGAGUGAUAUUGAUGAGGAUAACGUUAUAUCAACAGCUCCUAAACCUCUUCUGGAGUUUCAGGAGUUCAGAGACCAUUGGAUGCCCCUUGUUUACUGCAUGUGUUAUAAUAAAGGUGAUAUAAGUCUACAAGUUAAUAUCACUGAUUUAGAGGUUCAAAUCGAUCACUCUGGACCAGGUAACUUUAACAACUGUGUUUGCUCUAAAAAGGACAAUCCGGGAGAGAUGUUGAGCUACCGUUACCUAGGUUACAUGAACUGUUGCCGCCUAAAUGCAGCCUACUGUGGUAGUGUAUGUGAAUUGCUGAAGACUGAUGAUAAAAGUGUUGUGUAUAUUGGGCCACCUAGCACACUUCCUGCACUACUCAGUAAAAACCUUUCCUGCAAAGUUAAAACUAUUCGAGUAUCAGAUACAACAAGUGAACUAAAAGUAAAGGAAGGAACCAUAGUAGUGGAUAGUUGUUACCACCCCUUCUCAACAAGUGAACUAAAAGUAAAGGAAGGAACCAUAGUAGUGGAUAGUUGUUACCACCCCUUCUCAACAAGUGAACUAAAAGUAAAGGAAGGAACCAUAGUAGUGGAUAGUUGUUACCACCCCUUCUCUUUAACUUGUGUGUCGUAUUACUACAGGAGGGAACUACUAGAACAGUCUCUCAGCUCACAUUGUAGUCUGGUACCUCGUAAAGUAGUGUUAUCUAUAACGUUAGUAGAGUCUUGUCAGCUGGCUAACAGGAUGUUAUCUCCUGAUACUAUAGACGGGUUCAACAUGUCCGGUUACAGUGAACUAGUGAGACAAUGUCAGGGUCAACUCAGUGGAGAUGACAUGUUCGAUCCAAUACACCUGUGGGAAUAUGACUACACAACUUUAUCAACUCCCACACAACUACCAUCAUUACAGCAGUGUGAUGAUAACUUUACUUCUACCCUACCAAUUACACAACGCGGCCUGGUUACCAAUGCUGUAUUCUCCCUGGGUUACUAUUUUGGUGACUCUUUGUUAGAAUUUGGUAACUCUGAUUACUUCAAUAAGGUGGACUGUUUCACGUUAGUUGACGAUUUGAGGGUACAGAGUGGGGAUAAAGUUAUUGUUGAUUUUCAAUUGCGGAAUUGUCAGAUUGUUUCCCUUUUAGUUUAUAAAUCUUAAUCUGUAAUUACAUUA
Molecule: messenger RNA, 1893 nt
Organism: Bolinopsis microptera
Lineage: Eukaryota; Metazoa; Ctenophora; Tentaculata; Lobata; Bolinopsidae
Product: protein arginine N-methyltransferase 7-like
Exons: 1
Coding region: 40-1878 (612 amino acids)
Biological process (GO): peptidyl-arginine methylation
Molecular function (GO): protein-arginine omega-N monomethyltransferase activity
Source: RefSeq, a predicted model, not a curated record